AUGGGCAGACAAUCCCGGGUCAUGCUCUUCCUCGUUCUUGUCCUAGUUGGCUGCAUUUGCUACUCAGCAGGCUCCACCUCAUCUCAAUGCUGGCUUGACUACUCACAGAUUCGUCACACUGCACUUCCGAGGGAUCUGGAGUCCGACUACGGAGCUGUUUUGAAAGGAAUCGGUGCUGGCACAUCAGGCUCUGUGUUUCUGCUUCUGCGGCACGCCGACAAUGCUACCGUAGCAGUCAAACAGUUUCACAACUCGGCCUCCGCCUCAGAUCAACAUCAGCAUGAGCUUUUGACUCAAAGGGUUAGGCUUGAGUAUCAUCUAGGAACUCUCCUCAACGGCCAUCGGGGCAUCUCAGAGAGCCUCGAGCUUCUCUUCGAAGAACCUUCAUCGACUUGGUUUAUGGUGACGGAGUUCUGUCCCAGGAGCCUGGCAAAGGAGCGUCGCUCAACCGGCUUGGGGUCGCUGACAACAAUAUUCCGUGAGGUUGUCGAGGCUGUGGAUUAUAUGCACUCAAAAGGCAUAGCUCACGGAGAUCUCAAGCUAGAGAACGUCCUUCUGACGCCUGAUGGACGACCCAAGUUGAUCGACUUUGGUGCCGCCACAUUCUCGGCCUGCCCGACAGAAACCCUCGGCUCAGCAGACAGUGUCAACGUCGUCCCCGGAGACUAUGGCACCACAGCCUACAUGCCGCCUGACGCCUUCUCACAACUCGAGUUCGACAAGGCCAAAGCCGAUGUGUGGGCCCUCGGCGUUUUAUUCUAUGUGAUGAUUACGGGAUCAGUUCCUUGGUCGUCUGCCUCAAUAGAUGACCCCAGCUACCAAGUCUAUGUGACACAGGGACCGGUCGACGACAGAUUCACUUCAGACCAUUGCCCUAGAUGGGACAAAUCGACGAUUCAAUUCCAGACAUGUUCCUCCGGAGCCUUUCAUUUACUACAAAAACUGCCGCCUCACGCAAAGGAGAUGAUUGCGUCGAUGCUAGUGCCUGAGCCACUGCAACGGCCUUCACUCCAGACUCUGUUAUACUCUUUGUCCUAA
Molecule: messenger RNA, 1038 nt
Organism: Fonsecaea multimorphosa CBS 102226
Lineage: Eukaryota; Fungi; Ascomycota; Eurotiomycetes; Chaetothyriales; Herpotrichiellaceae
Exons: 1
Coding region: 1-1038 (345 amino acids)
Biological process (GO): protein phosphorylation; intracellular signal transduction
Cellular component (GO): cytoplasm
Molecular function (GO): protein serine/threonine kinase activity; ATP binding
Source: RefSeq, a predicted model, not a curated record